This is a messenger RNA of Strongylus vulgaris, 336 nucleotides long. Lineage: Eukaryota; Metazoa; Nematoda; Chromadorea; Rhabditida; Strongylidae. The record is from the annotation of a GenBank genome assembly.
AGUGGCAAAAAACGAAGCUAUGAUCUUGUAUUACGACAUAGCAGUGUUUCCACCAUACUUUACCACACCGACAUGAAAAAAUUAAUCCUCGUGAGGCAGUUCCGGCCAGCAGUGCUUGUUGGCCAUGCACUUCGACAACCAGAAAACUUUAACAAGAAACUUUGUGAUAUUGACUGGACGAAGUAUGAUGCAUCACAUGGUUAUACUCUCGAAUUAUGCGCUGGCUUGAUUGAUAAAAAAAUUCCAGUGGUUGACAUAGCUCGCGAGGAAAUUGAAGAAGAAUGUGGUUACGCCGUUAAAAACGAAGAUAUUCAUUUCGUUACAACUUACAAGUGA